Molecule: messenger RNA, 3038 nt
Organism: Ceratotherium simum simum (southern white rhinoceros)
Lineage: Eukaryota; Metazoa; Chordata; Mammalia; Perissodactyla; Rhinocerotidae
Source: RefSeq, a predicted model, not a curated record
GGCCCCAGGCAGGCAGUCAGACGAACGGAGACACCUCUCAGCCCACGGGCACGGUCUGUGCCUCCCCGGAAGAUGCAGAUGCUCUCGAUGCUGCUUGCCGCAGUGGGCACCUGCCUGGGCCUGCUGGUGACAGCUGCAGCGGGUGCUAACCCUGCCCACCUGGACACUCCCGGCAUACUGCCCAGCCACCGGCGCCAGAAGAGAGACUGGAUUUGGAACCAGAUGCACAUCGAUGAAGAGAAAAAUGCCUCGCUGCCCCAUUAUGUGGGCAAGAUCAAGUCCAGCAUGAACCGCAAGAACGCCAAGUACCUGCUUGAAGGAGACUUUGCCGGCAAGGUCUUCAGGGUCAAUGCAGAGACAGGGGACGUGUUUGCCUUUGAAAGGCUGGACAGGGAAAAGAUCUCCGAGUACAACCUCACUGCCCUCGUGGUGGACAAGGACACCAACAAGAACCUGGAGUCUCCUUCCAGCUUCACCAUCAAAGUGCAUGACGUGAAUGACAACUGGCCUGUGUUCACGCACCGGCUGUUCAACGCAUCCGUGCCCGAGAUGUCGGCUGUGGGGACCUCGGUCACCCGUGUGACAGCAGUGGAUGCAGACGACCCCACUGUGGCAGACCAUGCCUCUGUCAUGUACCAAGUCCUGACAGGAGAAGAGUAUUUCACCAUCGACAGUUCUGGAUUCAUUCUUACGAAGAUCAAAAACUUGGACCGAGAGACAAAGGCCAGGUACGAGAUCGUGGUGGAAGCACGAGAUGCCCAGGGCCUCCGGGGGCAGUCAGGCACGGCCACCGUGCUGGUCACUCUGCAGGACGUCAACGACAACUUCCCCAUCUUCAAAAAGACCAAGUACACAUUUACCGUGCCGGAAGACAUCCGCGUGGGCAGCCCCCUGGGCUCUCUGUUUGUCGAGGACCCAGACGAGCCCCAGCACCGGAAGACCAAGUACAGCAUCGUGCAGGGCGAGUACAGGGACACCUUUACCAUUGAGACGGUCCCCACUCGCAACGAGGGCAUCAUCAAGACCACGAAGCCCCUGGACUAUGAACGCGUCCGGCAAUACAGCUUCACCAUCGAGGCCACAGACCCCACCAUCAACCUGAGCUACCUGAGCGGCGCCUCCACCAGAAACAUUGCCCGUGUUGUCAUCAAUGUCACAGACGUGGACGAGCCCCCCAACUUCCAGCAGCCUUUCUACCACUUCCAGCUGCGGGAGAACCAGAAGAAAACUUGGAUCGGCUCAGUGCGGGCGGUUGACCCCGACGCCGCUCGGCGGAGCAUUGGAUACUCCAUCCGCAAGACCAGUGACAAGAACCAGUUCUUCCAAGUAACCAAGCAGGGGGACAUUUACAAUGACAAAGAACUGGACAGAGAAAUCUUCCCCUGGUAUAACCUGACAGUGGAGGCCAAAGAACUGGAUUCUAGAGGGACCCCCACGGGCAAAGAAUCCAUUGUGCGAGUCCACAUUGAGGUUACGGACGAGAACGACAACACCCCAGAGUUUGCCCAGCCCUAUGAGCCCAAAGUGUGUGAGAAUGCUGCCCAGGGCAAGGUGGUUGUGCAAAUCUCGGCAAUAGACAAGGACAUAACACCACAAAACGUGAAGUUCAAUUUCUCCCUGAGCACUGAAGACAACAACUUCACCCUCACAGAUAACCACGAUAACACAGCCAACAUCACAGUCAAGUACGGGCAGUUCGACCGGGAGCGUGCCAAGGUCCACUACCUGCCCGUGCUCAUCUCAGACAAUGGGGUGCCGAGCCUCACAGGCACCAGCACGCUGACCGUGGCCGUGUGCAAGUGCAACGAGCGCGGCGAGUUCACCUUCUGUGAGGAGGUGGCCGCCCAGGUGGGCGUCAGCAUCCAGGCGCUGGUAGCCAUCUUCCUCUGCAUCCUCACCAUCACAGUGAUCACCCUCCUCAUCUUCCUGCGGCGGCGGCUCCGAAAGCAGGCUCGCGCCCACGGCAAAAGCGUGCCGGAGAUCCACGAGCAGCUGGUCACCUACGACGAGGAGGGCGGCGGCGAGAUGGACACCACCAGCUACGACGUGUCGGUGCUCAACUCGGUGCGUCACGGCGGGGCCAAGCCCCCGCGACCCGCGCUGGAUGCGCGCCCGUCCCUCUACGCCCAGGUGCAGAAGCCGCCUCGGCACGCGCCCAGGGCGCACGGCGGGCCCGGGGAGAUGGCCGCCAUGAUCGAGGAGAAGAAGGACGAGGCGGACCACGACGGCGGCGGCCCGCCCUACGACACGCUGCACAUCUACGGCUACGAGGGCUCCGAGUCCAUUGCCGAGUCCCUCAGCUCCCUGGGGACCGAUUCGUCCGACUCGGACAUCGACUACGACUUCCUCAAUGACUGGGGGCCCAGGUUCAAGAUGUUGGCCGAGCUGUACGGCUCCAACCCCCGGGAGGACCUGGUGUAUUAGGGGGGCCGCGGGCCUCUGGGCCUGGGGAUCCAAACCACUGCGGCUCAGGCCACUCAGACACCAGGCACUGUGCCCUCGAAUUGUAGCUCUCACGCCCCAGCCUAGCACCCCUUCCUCGUGGGUCCCAGCGACCUCACCGCCACGGGUAGCAAACUCCAGGUCCCUGAAACAUCCAGGAAUGUCCAUAUUUCAGUGACGGCUACCCCCGAAAUGCUGGAACAUCCAGGCUAGGAUUCUGUUGGGGCUCGGACAUCCACAGAACCCUGUCGCCUGGGACCACGGUCCAACUGGAAGACUUUCCCUGGCUCCUCAAAGCAGCUUAUGUUCAACAGCCAUGGGGAGGUCUCCCCCUGAGGUCCCUGAACCUCCUGAUGAGGUUGGCGAGGUCCUGGGGCCUGUCUGCCUGGAAGCAAAAGGCUGGACAGCAUGACUCCUGGGCAGCACUCUCUGCAGCCCAGUCCCAGGGGGUAUGGGACUGACCCUCAGCCUGACCUGCUUCAACUUCUGCACACCCUCCCAAGUCCCCAGCCCCUCCCCAGGCCCGUCAAGAGCAAGGAAGGGGCUCCUUGGCAGCUCCUGACCCUGGGUCCUGAGGUGACCCUGCUGGCCUGCCG